This is a messenger RNA of Microplitis mediator, 1290 nucleotides long. It is a transcript of the gene tub, whose product is annotated as protein Tube. The coding region runs from base 152 to 1159 and encodes 335 amino acids. The transcript has 2 exons. The record is from RefSeq and is a predicted model, not a curated record. NCBI's taxonomy places the organism in Eukaryota, Metazoa, Arthropoda, Insecta, Hymenoptera, Braconidae.
UUUUUUCAUCAAGUAUGUUUAGUGUUUAGGUUAUUAAUAUCAUGCAAAGUAUGUUGAUAUAAUUAUUGAACUUUGUAAUUCAUAAUAAAAUUAGGCCAACGAAUAUAUAUUUAUAUUUAUUUUUUUAAAUUUAAUUUAUUAUAAAAAAAUAAUGAUGAAUUCAGAGACAGAAAUUCGUAAAUUAAGACCAGCAGAACUUUAUUCCCUUGCAAAAACUUUAAGUCCAGAUUCUUGGAAAAUUCUUAUGGGAAUUAUAACAAAACAUGGAUCACAAAAUCUUCCUAUGUUUACUAAGGAACAUCUUGAUAUUAUUGAAUUUACUGCAUUGAGGCAACAUCGACUGGCAGCUGAAAUUUUUUUAGAUGAAUGGUCAACGAUGGGACGCAAAAGACCUACGAUACGAGAGUUGAUAAAUUUAUUAGUUAAAGUAGAGUUAUUUAGAGCUGCUGAUUAUUUAGCUGUUAAUAUAUUAAAAGAGGAACCACCAAAACGUCCACCAACUGGUCCAGCAGCACCAGUUGAUAUUUUUAUAAAUUUUGAAGAUAUAUCAGAAAAUCAAAAUCCUGGUUAUCAAUCAACUGUUUUACAUGAUGCUCAAGAAGUUAAUUAUGCCGCACAAUUAAUUAACAACGAUAAUUUAAAACACAUAUAUGAAGAAGCGAAAUUUAAUAAUAUUGAAGAUGUGUCAAAAUUUCCAUUUAAUAGUAAAUCUGAUUUAAUGAAAUUUAGCACAAAGAGUUUGCCUGAGGAAAAUAAUGUUAAUAAUUAUAAAAUAAAAUACGGGAUUGAACAAGAGGACUUUAUUUUACCAAAUUUCAAAGAAUUAAAUAUAAAUCAAGUUGAUGAUAAAACAAACAAUCAAAAAGAAAUAACAUCAAAUAAUAUACAGGAUUAUAUAUUUCCAAAUUGUCCACAAGAUUUAUCAAUAUGUGAAACACCUUGUUCUUCAAAUUUAACCCAGUCUAGUGUUUAUACAAAAGAAAAUUCAAAUGUAACGUCUUAUGUAAGUGAAAAUUUACCAUUAGUUUUAAAAGAAAUUAAUAAACAAGAAAUAAAAAGUAAUGGUAAAGAAACAAAUAGUAAAUCAAACGACUAUUCACUUUCUGAAGAUUACUAUAAAAAUUUACCAAUACCUAUUUUAGAAUUAUGCAAACGAUGAUUUAUAAUAUAUAAAUAACAAAUGUAUAAAUUGUAAAUAUAACGUAAAAAUAUAUUUUUUAAUAUAUUAAUGUUGAAUAAAUUUUUAUUAAAUAUAUUUAUAAAACAAAUAAAUUUUACAAUAACAAUUAU